AUGGCGAAUCCUGUUUCCGCGGACAUUUUGUCCAGUAGAUCGGUCUCCUUCAAUAAGAAGCGGCUGCUCUAUGUUCAUGAUAUUACAUCACUCGUGUUCGGCUGUGGGGCUGGGAUCUUGCAGCUCGAGUCAUUGCAGGGUUUUAUUAUGUUUGCAGUGAGCUACCUCAGUAUAUCCGCGAUAUUCGCAAUGCGGCUCUGCAAGUUUGAACCUAGCAAGUACUUUCAGAACCCAGUCCAGGAUAUAAUAUUGACGUCGUUGUUCCGCGAGCUUGCAGGUUUUGUGAUGGCGUGGACGUUCACUUACGCGCUCUUAAGCUAA
Molecule: messenger RNA, 321 nt
Organism: Eremothecium gossypii ATCC 10895
Lineage: Eukaryota; Fungi; Ascomycota; Saccharomycetes; Saccharomycetales; Saccharomycetaceae
Gene: EMC6
Product: Emc6p
Exons: 1
Coding region: 1-321 (106 amino acids)
Biological process (GO): protein folding in endoplasmic reticulum; autophagosome assembly
Cellular component (GO): membrane; EMC complex; endoplasmic reticulum
Source: RefSeq, marked provisional